Malassezia restricta is the source of this 4389-nucleotide messenger RNA. RefSeq lists its product as uncharacterized. Lineage: Eukaryota; Fungi; Basidiomycota; Malasseziomycetes; Malasseziales; Malasseziaceae. The coding region runs from base 1 to 4389 and encodes 1462 amino acids. The record is from RefSeq and is a predicted model, not a curated record. The transcript has a single exon.
AUGCUGAAAGGCAUGUAUGAUAAUCAAGCGUCGCACCCGGUAGACGCAGCGGACCAAACCAUGUUUGUUCACGAGUCACGGCCAUCGGAGACAUCCAACGCCCUGGAUGCUUUCACAGACACAGAUGAUGAGGGCAUGAGAUCAGAUCCUCAUUCUACGCAGACAUUUCAGGCACGAACCCCAUCGGCACGUUUGUAUCAAUCAAGAUCCUCUGCAACUGCCAGCCCAUCAUAUUUUGUGAUUGUGAUACCUCCUGCUGACCUCCCCGUGGAAGCGCUACCGCGAAUGGUCUCCGCUCGCGCACUCGCUCGCCGUGGUACUCUUUUGCCUUUGUAUCCCACACUCGGUGGUCAGCUGUAUGCCAUUGCACGUGAGUAUGGCCUUCCCAGUGUUGGCGGUAUUUCGCUCUACCUGGUAGACGAUGGAAAUGGUAACGGUGGACCUCGGAUUGGUGACAGCACAUGGGCCGCACUAUGGAGCAGUUUCUUCGAGGAUGACCUAGAGGAUGCUCUACCACCACCACCCAUGUCGGAUGUCUUUGAGUCAGAGCCGCAUCAGCGUGUUUCGUCCUUUUCUUAUCAACGCAGGGGUUCUGGACAGUAUCCCACACCGCCUCGCCCUCGUCAGACGACACCAUCUCGGCGCCUUCAACGUAUUUCAAGCCAUGCGUCAAUGGCAACCACCCGCUCGAUGCCUUCGGGUACUUUUGAACCAUCUCGUCUGCCAAUCGUAGCCAAGCUCGAAUGGGUUGUGGACCCGCUCCGAGCCAAGUGGUGGCCUCCUUUUCUCGCGCAUGCAGAGGCUGUGGCUGAGUCGGCAACCUCGCCAAGCAAGAGUGAUGGACCACCAUUGCCUACACCACGUAGUGGUGGGCCUCGCCCUUUGCAUCUCACUUCUCAACUGAGUUCACCACCCCCAUCUCGCGGUUUGCCUCAUCCUCCUGCCACUUUUACACCGCCUCAACAGAGGCUUCAACCACAACCCAAGAGUUUAGAGCAGGCGCUUGACCAGGGGCAGAUGCAGGUUCAGGAACAAGACGAGAAUCAGGACCAUAAGCAACUCACUGAUUCACCGCAGCUUGAUGCUCAACAUUACUCGGCAACUAAAGAUGAAAUAACUCCUCAGGAUGCGCCUGUCAAGCUCCGUGAUGCACCAAUUAUUGUACCUGCUCGGCAGGACUCGGAUGCACCGGACUCGAACCCGGUCAGCAGUGCGCCUGAAAUGACCACCGCACCCACCACCCAGAUGGACAAACCGCCUUUUGUUCAAGAUGGUGAGAAUUGGAGCAUGGAGCGUGUGCACCCUGAAUCAGAUACGACUGAAUUGACGUCGCUGCCUGUCGCGGACGCGACCCCCCCUCAGGAAACGCUUAAAACUGAGACAGCACAGCCCGAUGCAGUGUCUGAAGAAGCAAGCGACAAGAACGCUGACCAGUCCAAACCCGAAAGACACACAAUGAGUGCCACCGUUGCAAGCUUGUCUGCAGCUGCGUCUCGUUUGUUUGGCCAUAAGCCACGCACGCCACCUUCGCCAGAACUAGACGUUGAAGAGGCGCGUGAUCGACUCACAGAGCAGGAACGUGAAAGAGCUCUGGCUCGUCGUCACAAACACCGCGCCUCAAUUGACAUUCCGCGCUCCGUCAAGCGUGCCUCUGUGCGUAUGACGGAGGCUAUGGAACAGGCUGGACCUGAUUCAGAAAGUCAAGCGGACGACGGUAAAGCACGUGGUCAUAAGCGAAGCACUAGCACACCUCACGCAACAUCCCUUACAUGGAACGCACGGUCGAAGAAUGAUGAUGUCUUUCAACUAGAAUCUUUGCCUGCGGCACCACCUGUGCCUGAUGUGCAGACAUCGAAUGUACCUGAAAACUCGGUGUCGCGUCCAAGCAGCAAGCCAAUCGAUUCUCUUCGCAUGUCUGAUGCAUCAACGCUGCGUUCCCCUAUCAUGCUUGACCAUACUCUUCCCGCAAUCGACCCUCAACACGAGGAGGGCAUGACAUUAAUGGAUCCUCCCACAGCUGCUCAGCUGAGUCGACAAGACAGUGUCGACUUUAACAACACGCUCGGCGACUUGCAACGUGCGCUGGAGCUCUUAUCACCACGCAGCGACGUAUCCCAGCGCAGGAAGACCCGAAUAAUGCAUGCACGUCGCUCUGCUCGGCCUAGCUCAGUGCUAGUAGAUACGAAUGACUCGCCGAGUCUGAGAUCGGGCGCUGCCGCUCCGCCAGUUACAGACAGUCUUGUGCCUCGUGAAUCAGUACAAGACUUUUCUCCAGGGGAUGCGGGAUCCAAUGCAGUUACCCAGCAGCCAGAGACCGACCAGUCGGUCAAGAAGACCGGAGUCAUGCCAUACGAGUCAGAUCCUCAUCUCCAGCCUAGAAAAGCGCCUGAGGCAGCUUUGGCAUCUAAUGCCUCGUACUUGAUGACACCCUCAGCCCAUGGAAAUCUGUCGCAAUUUGACGGUACCACAACAUGGGAUGCUCCGGUCCCUGAUACGUCUGGAUGGAGUGCUGAACACACGCCCAUGACAAGUGCUUUAGCCCAGUGGGGCCAUGGGCCGCAGCCUGCAUGGGAGGUACCGUCCUGGCAGCCGUCACCAAUGCCUAGGGCUAUGGAUGAACCACAAGCAUGGCCUUAUGAUGUUAUGGCUUCGUCGACUGAGCCGCUGCAUAUCCGUGAAUCGCAGCCUUUUGGUCAUCAGACCGACGAUCCAGCUUCUGGGUUCAAAGAGAAAAUGCUAGACCCCCUGACACAGCGACUUCAGGCUUUCCCGGAUGAGCAAACCUUCGCGCGAGAGACACUAUCAACGAAGCAGACGCUAACCUCAGAAGCUGUCCCAAAUGAGGCAAUCUCGUCACAGGAAACUUUUUCAAUGCAUCAGGCUCGUUUAGUGCCAGAAGCACCCGCCCAGCUGAUGCCUCCUGAUCAAAUGCUUACGGGACAACCUCCAUCUCAGCAAGCAACUAGUCAUCCGACUUCUCUGUCAGUAGCGCCAGCAACGCCUGACUUCACAUCCGAAUCCAUCUACCAGGUCCCUGUUCCUAGACUUGGACCAUUGCCCCUAUCGAUUCCACCUCACGAUGGCGCAUGGAGUGUUCGUUGGGAUUAUCCUACCGAGAAUGCACAAGAAAAUCAGUCAGAAGACACUGCCCAAGGCGCCCGCCAAGGUCCACCUCCGCCUCCGAAGGAGACGGACCACGAGCUAUUCCAAACGCAGUGGCUUUCAAACCCGGACGAAACUUCUUCGCAGCUUGGUUCCUCUCUUCAGAACCUGCAGCCGGAGACACGAGAGGAUGCAAACGAAGAACUAUGGGCGCCCUGGUCGAAAGGAGAGGCUUAUACCGUCAAUCCAUCUGUCCCAACGCAUCAAGGCUUGCCAAGUUCGCAACCCAUGGCAUAUGGCUCCAUGGUAGACGAUACGUCUCUGCCACAACGAGACCCUGCAUCUGUACCGUAUGGUAUUCCAGCUCCACCGUCAGUCGCACUAGGCGAUCACAAUAUGGUGCAGGCCUCUUCGAUGUACCCUCCGAUGCAGGGUCGUUCGACGCCCCAGAACCAGAUGCCCAUGAUGACGUCAACUUUGAGCCCCAUCAGCCCACAAGCGCAGGGACCAAACACUAGUGGCAUCAAUACAUCGGAGCUUCACAUGGAGCCCGACCCGCAAGGAUCGCCCCCCGUUCUUUCCCAAUCGCGACACUUUUUUGCAAAGAUGUCGCCAAAGUUCAAGUGGAACAGACGUAAGAAAGAUGACAAGACAUUGAGUCAGCCAGCAACGCCAUCUGGUGCAGGUCAGACUUUGUCCUUGAGCAUGUCGGAAGAUGACGUUUCGUUUAGCGAGCGCCCUCGGCCUUCGCCUAGUUCGUGGACGCCGCUUGGCAAGAAUGGCCGCCGUCAGAAUGUGCAUUCGGCAGAUUCGCAGCAGGGCCUCACGAUUGAGACUCCUCCGGCCGUAUACUCACCUGAUGUUUCGAAGAGUAACGCGAAUGUUGCUUCAAAACGUCAGAUUGCUUCGCAAAGCACCAUGAACAAUUUUGCGAUGCAGCACGACGAUUCGUUUGAGGCAUCGUUCUCCGCCCAACACAAUCCUUCCUCCAUGCCUGCGUCAGCUGCUUUGUCUGCGCCGCAUGGUCCUACCCCCACCGAUUGGCAGAGCCUGAAUACGUCCGCUUCUGCUCCAACAACAACUAUGCCCAGCCCAUCUCAGCUGAUUGCCCUUGAGAGCCAAGGUGUAGUUUCGCCUACACAGACAUCUGACCCGCAUGGUGAACCUAAUACCAAUGCUCAUGGCAAUCUUUUAAAUGCGGCGGAGCAGACAUUGCAGGAUUCGACGCACAAGGCGAGCCAAAGUGUCACGAGUGGUAUGCGUCAACUUUUCCACCGAGGCUUAUGA